UUUGCACACCGUUGUUUGCUGUCGUAGAGUUAACAACGCAGUGUCGGCGUUUUUUUUAAUUAAUUCACUUCUUGUCUCUCGUGUCAGCACAACAGAAAAAGGGGUUUCCGUGGUGUGGUCAGCUUUCAGUGAUUAUUGUCGCCUAGUGUGAACAUCAAGUGCAUUGUCAAAGCUCUGGCUAUUAGUGAAAAGAUAUAUCGUGCUCUAGUGACCAUCUGUAAGCCAUUGUUUUGAAUAGCUAAACAGCCGGUGGAGUUGAUUCAGCCCAAGCAGAUCUAUUCCGACCGGUAGCGCCAAGAUGGGCAUAGAGAAGGCAACUAGUUGGGAAGAAGGUGCUGCAGCUCUGAAGGAAUGGCUCACAACGCAACCCCAUCUACCGCAGAAUAUUCAUCCGCUACUACUACAACGGUACAUUCACUCAACCAAAGGUGAUCUGGAAUACGCAAAGAAGAUUUUCAUUCAUGGGUUCACCAUCCGGCAGAAGAAUCCGCACAUAUUUGCCAACCGUGAUCCGCUGGAGCCAAAAGUACAGCAAGUACUUCAAGCAAUCGACAUGGUUCCUCUACCAUCAAUUGAAGGGUGCGAGGAUAAGUUCGUGUUUUAUCGCCUGGUAGACUGUGAUCCAGAUAAGUUCCACUUCAAUGAUGUCAUCCGAACAUUUUUCAUAAUUGCCGACAGCCGUCUAGUGCAACCAGAUAUCCCGAUGAACAACGGAGGUGAUAUUCCAAUCUUCGAUAUGACCGGAUUUACGCUGAGGCAUCUCACAAAAGUGAUCCUCUCCACGCUGCGAGUAUACAUGAAAUUCACACAGGAAGCACAUCCAGUGCGACUAAAGGCGAUACAUGUGAUCAACUGUACUACCUUCUUAGACCGAGUAAUGUAUAUAGUGAAGCCAUUCAUGAAGAAACAAGUUGCUAACAUGCUACACUUCCAUCUGCCCAACUCGGAAACGCUUUAUGAACACGUUCCAAAGGACGCCCUUCCAGAUGAAUACGGUGGAAAGCAAACGAUUGCUAAACAAAAGGCCGAAUGGUUCAAGCGACUGGAAUCGUUGAGAGAUUACUUUACCGACGAAUCUCGCUGGAAAAUCGACGAAUCACGAAAAACAAAUAACAACAAUAAUAACAACAACGAUCUUUGUGGUUCAUUGAGGAAGCUGGAAAUUGAUUGAGAGGAAGAAUUAAUAAAAAAAUAUACGAGAUAGCAUUUUACAUGUAAGCUCAACAUUACAAAAAAAAAAAUACACAUGGUGAUAUAACACAGCAUAGAGAUUAAGAAGGAUAUACAAACAUAAAAGAAGACAUGUUGCCUAAAAAAUGAUGAAUUGAAAAGCAAUAAACUAAAUGGACUUCUUUUUAUUUGAUGUGGCAGCAAA
Molecule: messenger RNA, 1375 nt
Organism: Aedes aegypti (yellow fever mosquito)
Lineage: Eukaryota; Metazoa; Arthropoda; Insecta; Diptera; Culicidae
Product: alpha-tocopherol transfer protein
Exons: 8
Coding region: 299-1171 (290 amino acids)
Cellular component (GO): membrane
Molecular function (GO): phosphatidylinositol bisphosphate binding
Source: RefSeq, a predicted model, not a curated record